This is a messenger RNA of Hydractinia symbiolongicarpus, 2710 nucleotides long. RefSeq lists its product as uncharacterized. NCBI's taxonomy places the organism in Eukaryota, Metazoa, Cnidaria, Hydrozoa, Anthoathecata, Hydractiniidae. The transcript has 5 exons. The record is from RefSeq and is a predicted model, not a curated record. Bases 420 to 1328 code for a protein of 302 amino acids.
ACACGCGGUUGUGAGAGAUAUAAGACAGAGGUGCUUCGACAAAAACAUACGCGAGUUGAAGAAUUAUCUGUAAUUUCGCGGGGAAAGAUUAAAAAAAUCUCGAAACUUUCCACCCUUUAAGUCCUUGAUAUAAAACCAGUAAGCCUGUGGAAAAGUCUACGGAAAUCCACCUGUCAAAACAAUCUAUAAUCUUAUCUAUAAUCUUAAUAUGCCGAUAAGCAUUUCUGGUUGGGGAAAAAAAAUUGUAUGCAGGAAAAUUGGAACUAUGACAUGGUGACAGGCUUCCUCUUAGUGACAAUUAUUUUGUCAAUAUGUCUAACGCAACAACAGUGAUAGUUUAGUAGUACUAUAUGACGAUGAUAUUUUUAUAGCCAGCGCAUGUAUAUUUGUUGGAAGACGGCUUAGAAUUGUGGCUAACGAUGUUACGAUACAGCAAAGAACUAACCGUCGACAUGCUGCAGUUGUAUAAGAACUUGCAAGUCUUGUUUGAACGUGCAUCUGAAACCCUUGAUAGUUGCUUGGCGAUCACUAAAUCGUAUCUUUUGCUUGACGUUGGGAUGUUGUUCAAGGAAUACGGUCAUGGAUUGUCUACAGUAUUUUCCGAGCUACUUGAUUACGUGAAAGAAGACCAUGCAUCGAAAAUUGUGAAAAUCCUCAUUUUAUCCUUCCAAUUGUUACCCAACGAAUUUUUGGUCAUGUAUCAAAACACAGUUUUAAAGGUUUUAAAGUAUACUUUAAAGGACGAAAACUAUCCACCGCUGAUGGUGAAUUACGUCACACUUUUGGCGCACAUUGCGUUUCGAACGCCUCAAGCCUUUUUCCAGCUUUGUGAAGUGUAUUGUAAAAUGAACUGUUGCUCUUAUGAUGAUGUUAUGGGAAGGUUAUUUGACUUGUGGCUCGACAAAGUCGAUUGCAUGAUGCUGCAGGAAAAGAAAAUGUCGGCUUUGUCUCUGUCGAGCUUGCUCCCGCUUAAAGUGAAGUUCGUUCAUGAACGAAUUGGUUUAAUUUUGGACUUGUGCGUCAACGUCAUGUACGAUUUGCAGAGGUCUGGUGCAGACAGUGUUUCCGAUCAUUGUGCAGUUGAUUCAUUAAUUGUGGAUGAAGCUAACACGCGGAUCGGCGAAGAGAAUGAAGAAGAAGAUAGCAUGGAAGAUGCAAAAGAAAGAUGGCUGCUGUCACAAGAUCCUAUCCACACUAUCGUCUUGCUGCACUACGUACGUGACAAAUUAAACGAAACGAAACAAUCGUACGGCGACGAACAUUUUGCGGACGCAAUAAGUACUAUGGAUCCGGUUGUUGCUAAACAGUUGAUGACGUUGAUCAGUUAACGUCGCUGAUAAUUUAUUGACGCUGAUUGAAACUCAAACUUGAUAAGAUCUGUUACAGGCUGUCCACUUUUUUAGAAAUGCUAGGAUACAUUAGAAACGGAAUUUUCGGACGGAAAAACUUUCGAUUUUUUUUUGUCUAAAAAUUUUUUCUGUCCCAAAUUUUUGUCUGCCGAAAGUUUUUUUGUCCGAAAAUUUUGGUUUUCUAAUUUUUUUAAAAAAGGACCAGUGCAUAGAAAUUGUAUAAAGGGUAAUCAGUGUUUGUAAAUUAUAUAUAGGGUAAUCAGAAAAUCAAUAAAAACUGCAGUUUUUGAACUUAUUGUUUUCGUCAUUUUCACAUUUGGCUGAAGCUCUAUCUAUAAAGUUGGAUCUUAAAGACCUUUUUUUAGAUCUUCUUUUUGUGUCAUUUUCCGUAAUCAUUACUUUUGAUAUUGUUUAAAAUUCGUUUAAAAGACUUUAUAAAUCUUGUCCGAAAGUUUUUCCGCCGAAAAUUUUAGUUCUUAAUGUAGUCAUGAAUAGACACAAAAUAUUUUCACGAUGCCAGGAAAAAAGCAGGAUUAUUUUCUUUGAUACGUCAUGAAAAUCAGAAAUGAAUGUUGUGAUAACACACUUGGAAUUACACUUUGUUAGCUAUUAGCCGUUUAAGGAUUUAACAGGUUUGAUUUUUUUAUAAUUUGUAUGUAACUGCAAAUCAGGAUACCUUUCGCGGAUUUUUGCGAAAAUAAGUUUCUGUGAAAAUUCGAAAUCGGCCUGAUCCGCAAAGAUAAAAUUCCACGAAUUUUUUUUUAUUUCCUGAUAUUUUUAAAGAAAACUUAAAUUUACACUAAAUCCGGGUAAAUUUUAAUACAAAAGACAACGAUAUAUAUUCUUUAUAAUCUAUCUAUCCAUUAUAAGUUUAUUUAUUUAGUAUGUUGGAAGAUGAUUUGAAUGAUGUAUAAACUAAUGUACCUACAAUUUAUAUACAAUAUCAUUCAUUUUUUCUUUUAUUGUUACUUUAUAUUUACCUGAAAAUUGUGAGCCGCGAAAAUAAAUUCUUGCGAAAUUCUAAAUUUGCCUUAUCAGCGAAAAUAAGUUCAACGCUAAAUCCACGAAAAUAAAUUUCCUUCUUCCCCGCGAAAGUCCAGAAAGAAAAACCCGCGUAAAAAAGUCUUCGUGAGAAUUAAUUUCCUUGGGUAUACGUUCUAAAGAUAAAAACAACUAAAAUGGCUAAAACCUUUUUUCUGCAAGCUUUUGACCUUUAACAUAUUUUAGUACAAAUAUUGUAAAUUGCAUUGCUCUUUAGUUUAUUAUAAAAGUGGUUUAGUGUAUUAUAAAAUUUAGAAAAUUAAUAUCAAAAAUCAUUUUAAUAUUCCACUGAUAAUGAGAAUAUAUUGGUACGGCUGCCA